AUGCCAAAAUCACCGCAAACAAAAAAUAUUGUAGGAAGAGGGGAGAUACCGCAAGAAAAGGAUGAUCCCCAUCAAUCGGAAACAACCGUUCAUAAUAGAGAAAUAAAAACUUCCGCGACUCCAAUGACAACUGGAGAGAUUGGAAUUUCUCGAGAUUUUAUGGACAUUUCUGAUUCAAUCACUACGACUAACGCAAUACACGAUGUGCAUGAUAUACAGCAACCCGCCACUUCUGGUUUUACAUCUUCUACGCAGAGGAUGGAGGAAAGAAAGGAGCAAGACGAAGAAGGUGACGAUCAUGAAUCACGCACAAAAGAAAUUUUAGAUAAAGCUUUUUCAGGUGUUCAAUUGGAUAAAGAUUUUCAUCGUGAAUUGCAUGGUUCUCGCGUGGAAGAUCACCAGAAACCUAGUGGACAAGUUGUCGGGGCAACUAGAAGUCAAGAAGGUGAUCAAAAUUUACCUUACAUUGAAUAA
This is a messenger RNA of Funneliformis caledonium, 474 nucleotides long. The record is from the annotation of a GenBank genome assembly. NCBI's taxonomy places the organism in Eukaryota, Fungi, Glomeromycota, Glomeromycetes, Glomerales, Glomeraceae.